This is a messenger RNA of Diospyros lotus (date-plum), 1365 nucleotides long. RefSeq lists its product as uncharacterized. The coding region runs from base 474 to 1079 and encodes 201 amino acids. Gene Ontology annotation, molecular function: zinc ion binding. Lineage: Eukaryota; Viridiplantae; Streptophyta; Magnoliopsida; Ericales; Ebenaceae. The record is from RefSeq and is a predicted model, not a curated record. The transcript is spliced from 2 exons.
UUAACACCCUUCUCAUGGACUGUGCAUGUACCGAUGAAUGAACCGAACGAUCGAUCCUCAUCUGUCCUAGACUAUAAAUAUAUCCUUUUUUUAAAAUACUGGGCUCGUCAUCCGCUGACGUGGCGUCCACGUGGCAGGUCCUCCCCGCCCCCUAAAACUUAAGAGAAACCGGCCAGGGGAAUUCCAAUUCGGUGCAAUGCCCACCUUGCUUUCAACCAAAGCAUUCUGAAAUUCUUUGCCAAUCCCUUGUUCUUACCACCAUAAGCUAUUUUAAUCCCGUUCCCAACCCAAAGCUGAAUUCUUCAAGAUCACCUGUCCCAGAAGCAACCCAUAUAUUCAAUCAACCACUCAAAAACACUACUUCAAUUCCCUCCAUUUUUUUUAUGAUCUAGAGCCAAUAAUCAUUCAUCAAUGAAGGUUGGUGAUUGAUUGAAGUGAUCGGAAAUACAGGAAUCUUAAGGUCUUGGGCAAGCAUGGAGCAUGGAACCACCCAGAAAGAAGAAGAGAACCCUGAUCCGCAGAUUCAUGAGAUCAGUGCCGAUGAUCAAGAUGGAGACUCAAUAACCCCAAGAACUGGCAUUAAUCCAGGGCCUGAUCGAGAUUCUUCAGGAGAAGUGGAAGAGGAGGACUAUGUCAUCGACGUGAAACCCCGGCGGCCCGGCGGCGAGAGCUCCAGUGAAGAGAAGAUUUGCAGGAUCUGCCAUAUGGGUCCGGAGGGUUCAUCUUCAUCACCAUCAUCGUCGUCGUCGUCGGAGCUCAUGGAGCUUGGCUGCGGCUGCAAAGAUGAACUGGGUACCUGCCACAGGCACUGUGCUGAGAAAUGGUUUAGGCACAGAGGAAACAGGGAAUGCGAGAUUUGUGGAAAGACAGCAAAUAACAUAGCCGAUUUGACUCAAGAAAAGGGAAUAUUUGCAAUGGAGUGGCAUGAGAUGAGGCUGUUGAUGGCUGCUUCUAGAAACUCCGAGAACAGACAACACUCUUCAUCGUGUCAUUGCACUCAAUAUUGCUGCAAGUUCCUCUUAGCUUGCUUUCUUCUCGCUCUCGUACUUCCUUGGUUUUUUCGAGUCGAUAUGAUAUGACACUGGUAGUAUAUGUAGGCCGAGCUUGGUGUCUUUCCACUUAUUAAAAUUUGCAAAAUGUGAUUCUCAAAAAUGUCAUUUAUGAGAGUCACAUGAAAAUUUAUCGUUGACGUAUUUGGUAUAUACGGAAUUGAUAUAUGUUGCUCAACACGGGUCCCACACUCCUACAUUCCACCCCCUUACUACUAGCAUCACCCCACCUCGUGUAACCCUCCAAGGCCCACAUCGGACAACAUAAUGUUGCCUGACGCGGGCAAUAUAACAACCCCCUUGUUAUAUAUGGUAA